GAACGCUUUUCUUUGCAAGCUCCUUUGACUACGAUGACCUGGAUGACUGAGAACCUUCACAGACAUAUUUCCAAUGAAGACAUUUUGGGCAUUCUGUACUCUGUCCAGCAAACUGUUGAAGCAAGACAGCUGCCAUUUGCAAGUUCCUCAGAGGUCAAAGUGUCAAUAGAAAUUCUCAACUGGCUCUGGAAAGAGAAGAAGACAGUUCAGGAUGACAUCCCAGUGCCAGUUAUUGCUGAGGGAGGAAACUUUACUCUUAAACCACGAUCAACAGCUCUUUUCUGUGAUGUAAGCAAAAAUGGACUAAAAGAACUAAACUGCAGAGAAGAGGAAAUUUAUGUCAUACAUGAGGAAAUCCCAAAAGCAGCGGCUGAAUGGCUGGAAAUUCGUUUUCUCAGUACCCACAUCCUUGAUCCAGAGGAGAUAGGAAUAGAGCAGUGUGGACAGUCUGAACCAAUAACAAUGAGAAUAAAAAACAUUCUUAAAGAGUACGAUGAAGACAGUGACAUCUUCAAAGAGCUCAUCCAGAAUGCAGCGGAUGCUGGGGCAGAUGUUUGCAAGUUCUUGGUGGAUUUCAGAGUACACAGAGAUGCCCCUAAAAGCCUGAUUGACCCUGACAUGGCUCUUUGUCAGGGACCUUGUCUUUGGGCUUUCAAUAAUGAGCAGUUCACAGCAGAGGAUUGGAAAAAUAUUGUCAGAGUUGGCUCAGCCUCGAAGGAGAACCAAGUGGAAAAAAUUGGAACGUUUGGACUUGGAUUCAACACUGUGUAUCAUGUGACAGAUGUCCCCUCCAUCCUUAGUGGCAACACUCUUCUCAUACUUGAUCCAAAUGUUACUCAUCUCACAAAGCAUAUCAAAUAUAAGUCAAAUCCUGGAAUCAAGCUGGAUCUCUCUCAACGGCGACUCUUUCGUUGUUUUCCUGGUCAGUUUGGAUCAUAUGAAAACAUUUUUGACUGUACUUUUACCCGAAAAAGUCCUCCUGAUCCUUAUCCAGGCACUCUGAUCAAACUACCUUUCCGAAGUGAAGAAGAGGCUGUCAAAUCAGAAAUAAGCCCAAAAGUGUAUCAAAAACACAAUAUCUUGGAUUUUCAACAUCUCUUUUCUAAGAAUUCACAAACUCUUCUUCUUUUUUUGAAGAACAUCAUUACGUUAUCCCUCCAAAAUAUCCCACACAAUGGAUCGACUCCACCAAGAGAUACUGAAAUGGAGACCAUCUUCUUUGUGUCCAAAACCACUGUGAGUGCAAUGGAGAUUCCUGAUGACACCAGUGUGUCCAAGCAACGUCAUGCUGAGGAAUCACUGAUGAAAGUUGAUUGUAAAUGCAAAGAGGUGAUUGAUUGCUUUACAUUCAUCAUUGUGAAAAUAUCCAGUCAGCAGUCUAAUGAAACUGAAGUUCAGUUCUGGCUCCUGUACAACUGCUUUGGGACAGAUGAGUCUUUGAAAAUGGCCCUUCACAAAAACAAGCAAGCCAGUUUCUCUUUGCCCAUUGGAGGGAUUGCUGUGCCUUUGCAAAAUGAUCCAGAAACUGGAAAAUUCACCACAUUACAAUCAGAUCUUGUUGGACAGGCCUUUUGCUUCCUUCCUCUUCCCAUUCACACGGGUCUUCCUGUCAAUGUAAAUGGCACAUUUGCGGUGACAAGCAACCGAAAAUCUCUGUGGGAAACUGGAGUGAAAAAUGACUGGAACAAAGCUCUCCUUCAGGAUCCAGUAGUGACAGCAUAUGUUACUGUACUCAAGGCACUAAAGAAAAUGUCAGAAGAUAAGCAGCUGGUGAGUUACUGUUAUUACAACUUUUGGCCUGAUAGAGAGAAAGUGACUGAAACUUUCAAGCCUUUAGUGGAUGCACUUUACUCAACCAUUGUUGAUGACUCUGUUGGUCCAGAGCUCUUUAGUGAUGGAGAACAAUGGUUUUCAGUGAACGAUGUCAUAUUUCUACAUGAGAGCAUUGAAAACGAUGAGGAAAUUGGUAAUCUUGCAGUUCAAGUGUGCCAGAAAUAUGCAAAAGGACCCAAUCAUGUUGUUCCUCUUCCACUGUGGCUGAGAAAUAGUUUCAAACAGGCUGGCCUAGAAAAGGUUUUACAAAACAGGACCUGGAACUGGGAGAAGUUCUACCAAGAAGCAGUGUUCAGUAACCUAACUACAAUGGACUCGACGAGUAGAGAUAUCCUUGUGCUGCAUGCUAUUGAUGUUAAUGUUAAAGAAAUUGACAAUCUGCUGCUUUGCUAUCCAUGCAUACCCACAAAGGGUGGACAGCUCCAACAUGUCAGGAAACUUGUGAAUCCUACAGGGAAAGUGGCCUGUCUUUUUGAACCAAAAGAGGGACGCUUGCUUGGUGGAUCCGAAAAUUACUUCAGAUCUCCAAAAAGGAUUCAGCGUUUGUUGGAACUCGGUAUGGCAAAUGACCAUCUCCCAUUGGAAGAUAUCACAGAGAAAGCGGGCACAAUUAAUAAAACCUGGAGCAUUGACAAAAAGAAAGCAUUUGUCCACUUGAAGUGCCUAUUUGAACUGAUGAAGAAUCACAUUCAUGAUAACGACUCUCAGCACUGGAAAACACUGAGGACAACUGCAUUUCUUCCAGCAUAUUCACCUGGUGAUACAAAAAUGGAAGGAAAUGUAACACUUAAAAGGCCCACUGAUGUUUUUAUUGACAAAUGCUCUCUACUCGUUAACAUGACACAACCAGUGUUGGAUCAUACUAAUUUAAACAUACACAACACAGAUCCAGUUCUACAGAUUUUAGGAGUUCACAGCACUCCAAAAGUACAGAUGGUGCUUCAGCAGUUGCACCAAGUGAGCAAACAAGCCCACUCCACUGACAGUUCCAUGCUUUACAAAAUUGCAUUUGAGUGUUAUAAGUUUCUGGAUAAGUGGAUCUGUUAUUCUGGAAACACCACUUACAUUGGACACUGGGCAUAUUCAUUUCCAUUCAUCCUCAUUGGCGAUACAUUUGUGAAUGUUGACCGUGUAGCUGAGAACGGGCAAUUUGAAGCAAAACCUUAUCUCCAUGUACUUCCAGCUGCCUUCAUGAGCUUCAGGAAUCUUUGGAAAAGUAUAGGUGUUGCAAAGCAAUUCACGAUUGCUCAGCUUCUAACUGUGUUGCAGGAUUUACAUGCUCAACAUGGAAACAAGCCUCUGCCCAAGAGUGAUCUCUCAGUUUGCCUCACAAUUUUAAAUAAAGGGAUAUUUGAAGCCAAAUUGAAAAUCACGGAUGACUGUCUGAUACCCAAUGAGUGUGGAGUUUUGCAACCUGCAAGUGAGCUGUUUUACAAUGACAGCCCAUGGAUGCCACUCACUUCAGGUGUCACAUUGUGUCACGAGAAUAUCCCACGUGUGAUGGCUUGCCACCUUGGAAUCAAAACAACCAGGCAUCAUACUUUGGAAAAUCACACAUUUGAUGACCUUUCACCAUUAGCUUUUGACUUUGAACAGAAGGAAGAACUCACUGUUCGUAUUAAAAACAUAAUUUCAGCCUAUCCAUCAAAGAAGGAUAUCCUUAAAGAGCUCAUCCAAAAUGCUGAUGAUGCAGAAGCAACAGAAAUUCACUUCAUCUGGGACAAAAGACAACAUGGGAAAGUAAAAACAUUUGGGAAGAAAUGGAACAAUCUCCAGGGUCCAGCACUUUGUGUGUUCAACAACAAAGUGUUUUCUGAUGCUGACAUUAAGGGAAUUCAACAGCUGGGAGAGGGAGGAAAGCACAACACCCCAGGGAAGAUAGGGAAGUACGGAGUUGGAUUCAACUCUGUUUACCAUCUGACUGACUGUCCUUCGAUCCUUACAGGAGACGGAGUACUUUGCAUUUCUGACCCCAAUCAAAAAUACAUUGAAAAUCAUUCAAAUAACCAACGAUAUGGCAUUGGCUAUAAACUAACUGACACUUUCAAAGAAAUGUACGUAGAUGUCUACAAAUCCUUUCUUCCAGACAAAUUUUCUCUUAAAGACGGCACCAUGUUCAGAUUACCUCUGAGAAUGGGUACAAAUGCAAAUACCUCCAAAAUAUCACAGCAAGGAGUCACUGACCGUGACAUGAAAGAACUGUGCUCUGCCCUGUCUGAAGAUCCUGAAGGACUAAUUCUCUUUCUGAAAAACAUCUGCAAAAUCAAAGUCCAUGAAAUCAGUGAAGAUUCAGGAGGACUUAAAACCAUCUUUGAGGUUGAAAAAAAUCUGCCACAGAAAAGUCGGGAAGAAAAAGAUACUUUUGUCAAACAUUUACAAAAUGCACUGCAAUCAGACAAACCAACACCGCACAAGACUUUCUAUGAAACUGUGAUUUCCACCUCAGAUAAAAGACAAAGUAAGUGGAUUGUUGCAGAACAGUUUGGCUCCUUCAAAUACAAUUUUCUCUUGAAAAUAUCAGACAAACUUCCCCAAGCAUCAUUAGCUGCACGUGUGAACACAAAAGGAUCCAGCGUCAUGGAUUUUAAAGGAGAAGCCUUUUGUUCACUUCCUUUGCCAGGGAAAACUGGACUGCCAGUACAUGUCAAUGGAAACUUUGAGGUUGAUUCUGCCAGGAGAAGCCUUUGGAAAGAAGAUGGGAAGAGUAAGAAAUCCAACUGGAAUGAGAUUUUGAAACAGAACGUCAUUGCUCCGCUUUAUGCAGAUCUCCUGUAUUACAUCAGGCGCAGCAUUGCAGUCAAGAAAGUUUCCCUUGCAUUUAUUGACUCAUGUUUCAGUACAGAAUACUUGUGUUUUUGGCCAACUGUGUCUAAGGAUGUUUGCCCAGACUGGCAUGAAAUGAUACAUGAAGUAUACAGAUCAUUGAAAGAAAAAGGCCUUGAUGUAAUCCCUGUGAUGAAGAGCUAUACACCGAAAAUUGCAGAUAAAAAAAUUAAAGAAUACUCAUUUGACUGGUGUAAUGUCAGCGAAACAGACUCAACUGAGGCACCUUACUUGACAACCUUGGGAAAUUUCAAGCUGAAUAACAUUUUGGAAGAUCUUGGAAUGAAUCUGGUUCCUUAUUCCACAAACAUGCAGAGGAUUUGGACAAGUUUCAGAUCUGCUGGGGUUGAAGUGAAAGAGGUCAGUCCCUCCACUGUGCAGACUUUCCUACGAGCAAAAUCUCUAAAUGAUCCAACCCAAACAGAUGAGGAUUUGCCUUUACCCAUAAGUACCACUUUGAUCAAAGAUGAGAAAAGAUGUUCAGAGCUCUUGAGUUUUUGUUUAAAAGAUUUCUCCUCACAAAAGGUCACACAGAAUUUACUCAAUGGCCUUCCACUUCUUCUCACAAGAGAUAAAGUUUUAAGACUCUUCAACUCCCAAACACCCACGUGGAUAUCAAGGUAUGAAGAUCUCUUCUUUGACUGCCAGGCUCAAUUUGCAGAUUAUCAAAUCAACAUUUGGCACACUGACCUUCUUCAAAGAUUAAAACUUGUCAGAAAUAUGACUUUGCACCACUCAGAGAAAUAUCUGAAACCAUUAAUUCAGCACCUUCUUUAUGACUGUGACAUUGAUCCACACAGUGGUUUUCAUGUCCCCAAUGAGAAAAUAUUGAAGUGGCUAAAAUUACUUUGGAAGUUCAUAAUGAAUGAAAUUAAACCGCCAACAUCUAGAGAUGACGAGUCCAGUCUGACAUUAAAUUAUGUGAGGAAACUCUUCAGUGACUGCUGCAUUUUACCUGUUGUGUGUCCAAGGUUGAACAACAAGCACUUCCUGCAAACAAUGAAACACAUGUCAAGUGUUGUGUUUGCCUCACAGAAACACAAAGACAUAUCAGGCAUCCUCUUCAAACUUGGUUUUAUGAGUUUUGAUCAUGUUUUCUUCUCUAAAAUGGACCGAGAGGUACGUUCAUGUCUACAGCAUGAGCUUCUCGAUGUAGAUGAUCAAAACUCAGUGUUGGAUCAAGUGUACAACAUUAAUCACUCAGAGUUUUCCCACCUUUCAAAUAAAGAUAUGAAGGAGUUUCAGAUGUUCUUGCAAUCAGGAUUAUCCAAGUCCAAAGUCAACCAAGAGUAUGUGAGGAAGCUCAAAUCCUUACCAAUAUUUGAAACAACACAUGGUGAACGAGUGAGGAUUGAUGGACCUAAGAAGGUUUUCAUCCUCAAAAUCAAAUAUUCAGUCAUGUUUCCAGAUUUGUUUAACCUACCCCAAAACAGCAGCAUCUUUCUCAAACAGAACUCUGAGAACUACAUGCUGUCAGAAACACUCAACAUUCAGGUCCUGGAUGAUUUGGAGUAUUUCAUGAAGUUCAUUCUGCCUGCUGUACACCAACUCACAGAGACACAGAUUCUUCACAGCCUCAAACUGUUGCUGUCACUAGAUUAUUCGUUGAAGGAAAGAAAAAUUAUCAUCUCCUCACUGAAGACAGUGAAACUGAUUCGCAGUUCUCAAGGUAGACUGGAGCCUGCAUCAUACUACUUUGAUGAGAGUGUGGAGCUGUACAAACGAAUGUUGCCCCACGAGAGAUUUGUUCCUGAGAUAUUUUGGACUGAGCUUUGUGAAGGAGAUGACUACACAACAGAAAAAGCAAAAGAGCUGGUCAGAGAACUGGGAAUGAAGCAUGUUGUGUCAGCGGACGAGAUAAUAAAUUUUGCGUACCAGCUUGAAUCAGAAGCAAAAGUUAACAGAAGACUCAAAGACAUGAAACAGAAAUCAUCAUUACUUUUCAGGGAAGUCUUAAAUAAAGCAUGCAACAUCAAAACUAAAAAGCAAAGGUUGCUGGAAAGCAUUGCCGACAUCAAAUUCAUUUUUCCAGUGAUAAUUCGAAAAGAACUGUCCAACUACCACCAACCAUUUGCUGCUGAAGGAACUACUGUGAAAAUUAGAGGCUCUUUGAUUGACAAAAAUCCAGAGCAUCAAGAUUUGAUUUGGACCUCAAUGCCAAUUAUAGACCUGCCAAUUAUAGACCUACCAUUUAUGUCACAAAGUCUUCAGAAAAUGAUAAAAAAUGUUGGAGCUCAUGAAGAACCACCUCCAAACUGUGUAGCCAGUAACAUAAGAAACAUCUGUCAGUCACCAUGUGAAACUGACCAGCUGAUCAAAACACGAGCUAAAGUGUUCAGAAGUUCGUACGCUUACCUGCAAGCAAAAAGAUUUGAAGGAAACCAGCUGACUGGUCUUCCUGUUGUGUUGGUUGAAAAAGACACAAAACUUGUGACGGUUGAUGACGUGUGUCUGUCACUCUCCUAUGAUCUGGACUUCAGACCAUAUCUGUACAAGAUUACUCCAGAAGAUGCAAUGUAUGCACCGUUCUUUCAGAAAAUUGGUGUGAAGAACGAAGCUACUGCAGAGCAAUAUUGUAAUGUUUUGGCAGCAGUUUACGCUGAUUCCUGUGAUAAACAGAAACUACAUUUGAACCAGCUGAUAACUGUGAAACGAGCUGUUGAGCAGUUGUUUAAGUUAAUCAAAACUCACGGAAACCAGAAGCUUCUUGAAUAUGUGGAGACUCUUUAUCUUCCUGCAGUAGAUGGUAAAUUAUACCCAUCAUCCACACUCUGCUACAACGACACAGUGUUUGAGACCAAAAGGUUGGAAGAAGCGCUGGAGAACAAGUUCCUGCUGCUUGAGAAACUCAGUGAAUGUCAUUUGGGCAAUGACAAAUACAAGCAUCAUCAGCUGUUGCAACUGCUGCCUCAGAAGUUUCAGCCAAAGAUGCUGUCUGAGUUCACAGAGGAAAGAGUUGUGGAAUCAAAGAUGCGGCUUUGUGAACUUGGGACUGGCUGUGAAUUUAGUGGAUGGUUUGCUAAACAUCUCUCCUCAGGAGCCUUUAAAUAUGGAUUAAUUUGUCUUAUUAGAGAGCAGUUGCAAGGCAAAAUAACACAAGAAGAUGCUUCUAACAUAUGUGAGAAGAUUUUUGGCAGUAUACAAAUUAUCUGCUGCAAAACGUUGGAAACAACACUCUGGCUCGAUAAACAGCCACUUGCUAAAACUGAUGAAGAAACUGAUGUUUUUGUGAAACGAGAGCAACAAGGAUGCACCUUUUACUUAAAGCACAAUGAUGACAUGGCUCACAAAGUAAUAAAUGAAGUCAUUACAACAUUGACAAAAGAGAUUAAUGCUCUUUUAGGAAACAGAAUUGCAUCGGUUCAUCUUCCAGUGCUGGGACAACUCCUCAUGUGUGAUGAUCUGCAAGAUGUUCGAAAAACUCUGGCUAAAAAUCAGAUCCGUGACAGUGCUGAAACUGAAAGUUCCUCUUUUAGUCCAGCAGCCCCUGGGACAGAAGUUCCAGGAGAAUGGCAUGAUUGUUUGGACAUGAAUGUCCUCAACAACUUUGAAGAGGGGGAAUAUGUUGGCUACAGCAUUGAUGACAAGUAUAUUUAUGCAGUUAUUGUUGAAGAACUGCCUGGUCACAAUGGACGAUAUUCAUGGAGAUACAAAGUAGAUAUUGGAGAAGAUGAGCCCAUUGAAGUCAGCUGUGUUCAUCUGUUUCAGUUUAAACGAGAAAAGAAGGUAAAAACAGAAGAAAACACUUGCAUGGAGCUGGAACCACUGACAGGAGCUGUGCCACAUUCUUCUGAAUCAUCAACAAAUUCUUUACCAGCCUCUGUUGAGGAAGCUAAAAGGGAAAUUGAUAAAUGUUUGGCAGAGAUCUGGAGGCUUCCUGAGGAGGAGAGGCACAAAGCCAUUAAGAGACUGUACCUCAGGUGGCACGCUGACAAAAAUCCGGAUUGCCAGUCUCUCGCCAAUGAGGCAUUCAAAUAUUUACAGAAUCAAAUUGAUGAGCUCAGCAAACCCAAAGCUGCAGGCUCGACCUUUUCAAGCAGAAAUACAAAUUUCAGAGGCUUCUAUGAAGAGUGGAAUCAGGAGGCCAGGUAUCACAGAAAUAGUCGAGAGAGGUUCUCUAGAGGCUAUAGAGGUUUCCAUUCCUACAACUUCUGGACCCACAAUGAAAAUGUCCCAAGGCCAGACAGAGAAGAGGCCAGACGUUGGUGUAGACAGGCUCGCUGUGAUCUCAAUGCAGCUCACAAAGACACUGGUGGAGGGAGCACAGAGUGGUGUCUGUUUAAGGUCCAUCAAGCAGUGGAAAAGUCUCUCAUAGCAGCAUGCUAUAAAAGAAAUGGACAACGCCCCAACAGCAGCUCAAUUUCAGCCACUGCUGCACAAGUUUCCUGCUACAGCCUCCAACUGAGAGAUCUGCCUGAGAUUGUGAAAAACCUGCAGACACUCGGAGUGGAUCCCAAAAAGACUCAAUAUCCCAACUGCCAUCCAUAUCCUCACAUACCGAACGGACGAUUCAGAUCAGAGAAUGAAAUGCUGGCACUGAACAAGGCAUCAGAGCUCCUUAAUAAAAUAGAAGCAUAUGUGAAUUAAGGAUUUAAAACAAGGUAUUGGUCAGUGUAACUGUUUUUCUACAUGUUAAAAGUAAUGUAAUGUAAAGUGUAAAACUGAAAUAUUAUUUAACAUCACAAAGAAAAAAGAAAACUUUUUUAUUUUACUUAUUUGUCUCACUUCUCAUACUCAGUACUUAUUAUUAUGUUAUGGUGUGCAUGUAUAUGUAAACACACUGAAGAAAAUUGUAAGUACUAAAUUACUUUAUUUUGGAUUCUUGUCAUUUAAAGCUGCUUAUUGGUGAUAUCGAUAUAUUCUGUGUUAUGAAAAUGAAAACAUCAGAUGUUCUUUGUAAGUCUUGUUGACACUGUUGACUACUCUCUGAGAUCAAAUCAGUCACUCAGUGAAUUUCUUACUGUUUGUUAAAAACCUGCCUUGGAUCAAUAUACUCACUGUAUGCUUGUAAUGUAAAUGCAAAUAUGCAGUUUUGGUGUUUUAAAGUUAUGACUAUUUGCUGAGAGACAGUAUAACUACUGCAUACUGAUUUUUACUUGUAUCCAGUUUUGUCUUCUGAAAAACUUAAAAUCUUUAAACUUAAAUCCACAUUGCAAUUGGGGAAUUUUUGUUUUGUUUUCCUUUUUUUUAAAUAUUUGCUAGCAGAAAGAUCUGAAGAGGACCUUAAAUGAUGUCUUUAAUCAUUUCUCCUCCCAUGUAAUCGGGACUUUUUUGUCUGAUUAGUUAAACAGACCAAAUUCUCCCUCUUUAAGUGUUUCCAAGUCUGGUCAUGUCUCUGGACAUGCAUGUGGAUGGUUAGAAACAAUAUUUACCCUUAAAUGUCAAUGUGAUAUAAAAAAUGCAUCUAGAGAGUCACGGACCAAAGAUCUGAUCAAUAACAGACAAGCCACUCACUGUGGAAAACCUUAGCCAUAUUUAUUUUAUCCAACACUGUAACAGUAUGAUAAAAUAAGGAAAAGCCUAAUAGGUUCCUUUAUGUAUUGGACAGAUCUGUUAGAAACAGUAACAAGUGCUUCACUGUUUAACAUCACUCCUAAAACCUGGUUUACUUUUUAUGAACAACUGAUCAGACGUUCAGUAACCAAUGAAGAGAAAGGCUUCAAGUUAAAAGAACUUUUUUUAUUCAUUAUGAAAUCAUGUUAUGAAAAUAAUGACAACUAACCAUAUAUCAGACAAAUGCAUCUUUCCAUAUGUUAACAACGUUUUGCUGUAAAGGCUGUGACAUCUCCGCAGUCACCAGAGCAUAACUGUGUUCUGUUUGUGCUUGGCGUGUGCUUCACCUCAUCCUGCUGUUGUUUCAUACCAUAAAAAUGUCUACAAGGCU
Messenger RNA from Haplochromis burtoni (Burton's mouthbrooder), 10540 nucleotides. RefSeq names its product sacsin. NCBI's taxonomy places the organism in Eukaryota, Metazoa, Chordata, Actinopteri, Cichliformes, Cichlidae. The annotation marks the transcript as partial. The record is from RefSeq and is a predicted model, not a curated record. The transcript is spliced from 3 exons.